Molecule: messenger RNA, 715 nt
Organism: Tripterygium wilfordii
Lineage: Eukaryota; Viridiplantae; Streptophyta; Magnoliopsida; Celastrales; Celastraceae
Product: thioredoxin 1-like
Exons: 2
Coding region: 104-646 (180 amino acids)
Cellular component (GO): cytoplasm
Molecular function (GO): oxidoreductase activity, acting on a sulfur group of donors, disulfide as acceptor; protein-disulfide reductase activity
Source: RefSeq, a predicted model, not a curated record
UUCAGGCCUACACCACAUAUUCUGCUCAUUCCUCGGAAUAUCUCGAAACCGCCAUUAAACGGUGAACAGAAGUUUAUUUUCAGAUAAACAGACAGAGAGAGAGAUGGCUCUGGGGAACUGUCUUCAAGUAAGUGGUAUUUAUGCUGCCAAAACCAGUCUCCUGCAACGUUGCCAUCCAUUAUCUUCCACAGAUAAGCUUCACUUGCUGGCUUGUAAGGGACUUGACAAACCCAAUUCGCUAUCAUUUUCAUCUCAUUCUUUUUCAUCAAGAGGAAGAUCUCAGAGGCCUCGCAUUGUCUGCAAAGCUCGUGAAGCCAUCGCUGAAGUUCAAGUGGUGACAGACUCAACCUGGGAUAGCGUUGUGAUUGCAAGCCCAGUUCCAGUACUUGUGGAAUUUUGGGCACCAUGGUGUGGACCAUGCAAGAUGUUAAUACCGGUCAUUGAAGAACUGGCAAAAGAAUAUGCAGGAAAGAUCGUCUGCUGCAAGGUCAACACAGACCAAUGUCCAAACAUCGCCAGAACAUAUGGAAUAAGGAGUAUACCAACUGUUAUUUUCUUCAACAAAGGAGAGAGAAAAGAAAACAUUGUUGGUGCUGUCCCCAAAGCCAACUUGUCAGCCUCAAUUGAGAAGUACCUAGAGAGUUGAAAAAAAAGGGUGGACAAACUGUAUUUUCCUUCAAUUAAAUUAAAUGACAUCAAAUUAUUUUCUUGGGUA